This is a messenger RNA of Galeopterus variegatus (Sunda flying lemur), 1504 nucleotides long. RefSeq names its product integrin alpha FG-GAP repeat containing 2 (gene ITFG2). The record is from RefSeq and is a predicted model, not a curated record. NCBI's taxonomy places the organism in Eukaryota, Metazoa, Chordata, Mammalia, Dermoptera, Cynocephalidae. Gene Ontology annotation, cellular component: KICSTOR complex. The coding region runs from base 86 to 1420 and encodes 444 amino acids. The transcript has 12 exons. Gene Ontology annotation, biological process: regulation of TOR signaling.
GUGGCCUUCGGCUCGGGCGUCUGUCGGGAGGGGGCUCGGGAACUAUUUAGGGACGCUCCCCGAUGCCUCGGCCCUCGGAAGCGCCAUGAGGUCGGUGAGCUACGUGCAGCGCGUGGCGCUGGAGUUUAGCGGGAGCCUCUUCCCGCACGCUCUCUGCCUCGGAGACGCCGACAACGACACGUUAAACGAGCUGGUGGUGGGAGACACCAGCGGAAAGCUGUCCGUGUACAAGAAUGACGACAGCCGGCCAUGGCUCACCUGUUUCUGCCAGGGAAUGCUGACUUGCGUUGGAGUUGGAGAUGUUUGUAAUAAAGGAAAGAACCUGGUGGUGGCGGUGAGCGCUGAGGGCUGGUUUCACUUGUUUGACCUGACACCUGCCAAGGUCCUGGAUGCUUCCGGGCACCACGAGACACUAAUAGGAGAGGAGCAGCGUCCAGUCUUCAAGCAGCACAUCCCUGCCAACACCAAGGUCAUGCUGAUCAGCGACAUCGAUGGAGACGGGUGUCGCGAGCUGGUGAUAGGUUACACAGAUCGUGUGGUGCGGGCCUUCCGCUGGGAGGAUCUGGGUGAGGGCACCGAGCAUCUAACAGGGCAGCUGGUGUCCCUCAAGAAAUGGAUGCUGGAGGGUCAGGUGGACAGUCUCUCGGUGACUCCAGGGCCACUGGGUGUUCCUGAACUGAUGGUGUCUCAGCCAGGCUGUGCCUACGCAGUUCUACUGUGCACCUGGAACAAGGACGCUGGGUCCCCUCCUGCCUCUGAGGGGGCUGCAGAGGGCAGUAGGGAGACUCCAGCUGCCCGAGAUGUAGUGCUGCACCAGACAUCUGGCCGCAUCCACAACAAGAAUGUCUCCACUCACCUGAUCGGCAACAUCAAGCAAGGCCACAACCCUGACAGCAGUGGCUCUGGCCUCUUUGCCCUGUGCACCCUGGAUGGGACCCUGAAGCUUAUGGAGGAAGCAGACAAGCUGCUGUGGUCGGUACAGGUGGAUCACCAGCUUUUCGCCCUAGAGAAGUUAGAUGUCACGGGUAAUGGGUGUGAGGAGGUAGUCGCAUGUGCCUGGGAUGGACAGACAUAUAUUAUUGACCACAGCCGCACCGUCGUCCGCUUCCAAGUGGAUGAAAAUAUCCGUGCCUUCUGUGCAGGCCUCUACGCCUGCAAAGAAGGUCGCAACAGCCCCUGCCUCGUGUACGUCACUUUCAACCAGAAGAUCUAUGUGUACUGGGAGGUGCAGCUGGAACGCAUGGAGUCCACCAACUUGCUGAAACUGCUGGAGGCUGAGCCGGAGUACCACAGCCUGCUGCAGGAGCUGGGCGUGGAUCCUGAUGACCUCCCUGCAGCCCGCACCCUGCUUCACCAAACGCUCUACCAUCCGGACCAGCCACCGCCAUGUGCACCCUCAGGCCUCCGGGAUCCCACCUAGCAGGGCGUGCCCUCUUAGCUGGGGAAGGGUCCUCCUGAGCCCCACCCCCGUAGGUAUUAAGGCAUUGGCAAGACAGGGAAUAUC